Messenger RNA from Drosophila ficusphila, 2432 nucleotides. It is a transcript of the gene Tmtc4, whose product is annotated as protein O-mannosyl-transferase TMTC4. Gene Ontology annotation, biological process: endoplasmic reticulum unfolded protein response; protein O-linked glycosylation via mannose. The record is from RefSeq and is a predicted model, not a curated record. Lineage: Eukaryota; Metazoa; Arthropoda; Insecta; Diptera; Drosophilidae. The transcript has a single exon. Bases 125 to 2242 code for a protein of 705 amino acids. Gene Ontology annotation, molecular function: protein binding; mannosyltransferase activity. Gene Ontology annotation, cellular component: endoplasmic reticulum.
CCUCUAGUAAGUGGGGGUGUCAGGCCAAAACCAAAACAAAAAAUGUAUACAAAACACUGUAGCUUUAAAAAAAGAAAUUAGUGAAUUAAAACUGGCAAACCAACUAUAGAAAAAUUAACCCAGGAUGCUGGACCUCGUGCAUAGGGCCGCUCUGCACAGCAUGGUGUGCCAGGCGAUUCUGGUGCUGAUUUGUUUGGUUUGCUACGGAUGUGGCGGCCUAAGUGGAGCCAAAUUCGUCUUCGAUGACACGGUGGCCAUCGUCAAGAACAGGGAUGUGAACACACUGCCCACAAACUGGACAGCGAUCUUUACGCACGACUUCUGGGGUGCCUCCCUGAUAAGUUCUGAUUCGCACAAAUCAUUUCGGCCACUGACCACCUUGAUGUUCCAUUGCGAGUACGCCCUGCUGGGCUUAACUGCCGGCCACAUGAAGUUCUUGAACCUUCUACUGCACUGCGUCAACACACUGCUUAUGUGGCGAUUGGUUCGUUCGCUCUAUGUGCCGGAGGUCAAUAUUGAGCGAUUGGCAAUCCUCUCUGCUGCUUUAUUUGCUGCCCAUCCAAUCCACACGGAGGCAGUCUCCGGAGUGGUGGGCAGGGCAGAGCUUAUGUUCGGCAUGAUUCACUUGCUUUGCCUUCUGCUGACUGUAGCCAACAGCGGGAAGCACGGCCCACAAACUGGAGGUCUGAUCUUGCUACUAACCGGCGUGGGAAUGCUUUUCAAGGAGUCCGCUGUAACCAUUCCCAUGUCGUGUGUGCUGCUGGAUUACUUUCAGAAUGGAUACUACCAUCUGUCUCUUAAGGAUCAGUGGAAUCUUUUGCGCUCACGGAUAAGCUACCUGUUGUACGUUCUGGGAACUUUGGGGCUGCUGACGGCUCGGCUCUGGUGGCAGGACUUUGAAACGCCAACGUUCAAGGAGGUGGACAACCCAGUGGCGUACAAUGAGCACAUCUUGACCAGAACACUGUCCCAACAGUACCUGAUAGUUAUGAAUAUCUGGCUGAUGCUAUGUCCCCAUUGGCUGUGCUACGACUGGGCCUUGGGUUGCAUCAAGUUAAUAACCAGCAUUUGGGACCUGAGAUUGCAGGGCGUCAUCGGAUUCUAUUCCAUUGUGCUGGUUGCUCUAAUGAAUUUCCGACGCCUGCCUGGAAUGAUGCUGUCUCUAGGCCUAAUGGUCAUACCCUUCUUGCCUGCCUCGGGUAUCAUUUGCGUAGGAUUCGUGAUUGCCGAACGGACGCUAUAUGUGCCCUCCAUCGGCUUUUGUCUGGUGUCCAUAUAUGGCUUUCUUUAUUGGUACGACUGCAGUACUAGUAAAACCUAUUGGCGUACUGCCCUACGGAUUAUGCUUAUGCUACUCUUCACCGUUAUGAUGCUGCGAACGCGACAGCGAUCCACCGACUGGCUGAAUGAGGAACAGUUGUUUAAAUCCGCCCUGCAAGUUUGUCCCGACAACGCCAAGGUGCACUACAAUAUCGCCCGGCUGGCCACCGAUACGGGAAACAACACAAAAGCCUUCCAGCACUACCACAAGGCCAUUGAGCUAUAUCCCAAGUAUGAGUCAGCGCUGAUGAAUCUCGGCAAUCUUUAUCGGGAACAUGGCCAACUGGCCACCGCUGAGGAUUACAUUCGACUGGCUCUACAGGCGUAUCCGGAAUUUCCGGCGGCCUGGAUGAAUUUGGGUAUUGUGCAAUCGGCCCAAGGAAAGUACGACAAGGCACUGGUUAGCUAUGAGAAGGCUCUAAGGCACAGAGCCAAUUUUGCAGUGUGCUACUACAACAUGGGAAAUCUGUAUUUGGAGCAGAAACGCUACACUGAUGCUCUGCAGCAUUGGCAACACGCGGUGGCUUUAAAUCCCCGCCAGCCGAAGGCCUGGGCCAACAUUCUCACCAUGCUGGACAACCGAGGACUUCAGGACGACGCCCUGCGCAUCUCGGAUCAGGCACUGCUGCAUCUACCGAAUGAAGUCAGCAUCCUGUUCAUUCGGGCCAAUGUUCUUGGCAAGUUAAAGCGCUACAUGGAGGCGGAGGCGAUCUACAAGCGUGUUAUUCAGUUGGAGCCCCACAACAUGCUGUAUUACACGAAUCUCGGGGUGCUGUAUCAUCGCUGGGACAAGUCUCAGGAGGCUAUAGACGCUUAUCGAACAGCGAUAAGUAUAAAUGCGGCGAGGGCAACGACAGCGCGAGAGAAUCUAAGCAAACUUCUGAAACGCCUGGAGCGGGAGGCGCAGGUUUUUCAAAGAUAAGCUUUAGCUUUCAAGUCCCACCAAAAAAAUUGAACCAAACAAGAGUUGUUUGUCUUAGAAGGCAAAAGGAAAAUAACAAAAGGUAUUUAUUUGAAUAUCAUAUAAAAAAUAAGAAUGUAACAUUUAAUAGUAUAGACAUUUUAUAAGCUGGAAUAAUCCUGAGCAAAAUCUGAGGUUGUGGGCUGAGUCA